This is a messenger RNA of Cydia pomonella (codling moth), 9487 nucleotides long. RefSeq names its product kinase suppressor of Ras 2-like (gene ksr). Bases 153 to 4961 code for a protein of 1602 amino acids. Lineage: Eukaryota; Metazoa; Arthropoda; Insecta; Lepidoptera; Tortricidae. The transcript has 21 exons. Gene Ontology annotation, biological process: protein phosphorylation. The record is from RefSeq and is a predicted model, not a curated record. Gene Ontology annotation, molecular function: ATP binding; protein kinase activity.
CGCAUAGACAAAAAUAUAGAUUUUCUACGGAUAUGGCCGCAUAUCGGCAAUACAACUGCAAUGUUUUGUAUAAUCAUUUUUUAAAAUGUAUAAAGUGUUUUUUUAUUAUAGUGACUGACUAGCAGAUUGUGUAUAGUGCUGUGAUAUUUGUAAUGGAUAUAGAAGAGAGCGAAAUAAGAGAUGCAAUCGAGAUGGUAGAGACUCUCCAGUCCAUGAUCGACGUUGCAGCUGAAAGACUCGAGGGUCUGAGGACGCAAUGCUCCACGAGUGCGGGGCUGACGCAGCAGGAGAUCCGGACGUUGGAGGGCAAGCUGCUGAAGCACUUCGCGAAACAGUUGAAGAUCAAGGAGCGCUUUGAAGAAAUCCUGCCGCAGUUGAACGAUAUACCUUGCUUGCGGCAAUGGCUACGAGUGGUCGGGCUCAGCGAACAAGCCAUACAGCAAAUAUGUCUCCGAGUGUCAACCCUGGAUUCGCUCCGAGACCGAUCCGAUUCCGAACUACGCGCCUGGCUCGUUUCCGUGCGAGAGGAGGAAUGGAAACGUCUGUGUCGAGCUAUGAACCGACUGAGGGCUUAUUCCGACGCAUUAAAUCGCGGCGAAGCGGAAGUGGAAAUCCAACUUUACUGGGAUUCUUGGGACCGGAACCGGCAAGAAUGGGAACGAACGCGAUUAGAGUGGGAGCGGAGCCAACAGUGGCGGGGGUCGCCGCGAGCCCGCAUGAGGCAGCGCGGCUCCGUGCCCAGCGACCCCGACAACACGCCGCGCAAGGGUGAGUGUGGGAGCGAGACGAGACUAGAGUGGGAGCGGAGCCAACAGUGGCGGGGGUCGCCGCGAGCCCGCAUGAGGCAGCGCGGCUCCGUGCCCAGCGACCCCGACAACACGCCGCGCAAGGCCCGCAUGAGGCAGCGCGGCUCCGUGCCCAGCGACCCCGACAACACGCCGCGCAAGGGUGAGUGUGGGAGCGAGACGAGACUAGAGUGGGAGCGGAGCCAACAGUGGCGGGGGUCGCCGCGAGCCCGCAUGAGGCAGCGCGGCUCCGUGCCCAGCGACCCCGACAACACGCCGCGCAAGGGUGAGUGUGGGAGCGAGACGAGACUAGAGUGGGAGCGGAGCCAACAGUGGCGGGGGUCGCCGCGAGCCCGCAUGAGGCAGCGCGGCUCCGUGCCCAGCGACCCCGACAACACGCCGCGCAAGGGUGAGUGUGGGAGCGAGACGAGACUAGAGUGGGAGCGGAGCCAACAGUGGCGGGGGUCGCCGCGAGCCCGCAUGAGGCAGCGCGGCUCCGUGCCCAGCGACCCCGACAACACGCCGCGCAAGGGUGAGUGUGGGAGCGAGACGAGACUAGAGUGGGAGCGGAGCCAACAGUGGCGGGGGUCGCCGCGAGCCCGCAUGAGGCAGCGCGGCUCCGUGCCCAGCGACCCCGACAACACGCCGCGCAAGGGUGAGUGUGGGAGCGAGACGAGACUAGAGUGGGAGCGGAGCCAACAGUGGCGGGGGUCGCCGCGAGCCCGCAUGAGGCAGCGCGGCUCCGUGCCCAGCGACCCCGACAACACGCCGCGCAAGGGUAAGUGUGGGAGCGAGACGAGACUAGAGUGGGAGCGGAGCCAACAGUGGCGGGGGUCGCCGCGAGCCCGCAUGAGGCAGCGCGGCUCCGUGCCCAGCGACCCCGACAACACGCCGCGCAAGGGUGAGUGUGGGAGCGAGACGAGACUAGAGUGGGAGCGGAGCCAACAGUGGCGGGGGUCGCCGCGAGCCCGCAUGAGGCAGCGCGGCUCCGUGCCCAGCGACCCCGACAACACGCCGCGCAAGGGUGAGUGUGGGAGCGAGACGAGACUAGAGUGGGAGCGGAGCCAACAGUGGCGGGGGUCGCCGCGAGCCCGCAUGAGGCAGCGCGGCUCCGUGCCCAGCGACCCCGACAACACGCCGCGCAAGGGUGAGUGUGGGAGCGAGACGAGACUAGAGUGGGAGCGGAGCCAACAGUGGCGGGGGUCGCCGCGAGCCCGCAUGAGGCAGCGCGGCUCCGUGCCCAGCGACCCCGACAACACGCCGCGCAAGGGUGAGUGUUGGAGCGAGACGAGACUAGAGUGGGAGCGGAGCCAACAGUGGCGGGGGUCGCCGCGAGCCCGCAUGAGGCAGCGCGGCUCCGUGCCCAGCGACCCCGACAACACGCCGCGCAAGGGUGAGUGUGGGAGCGAGACGAGACUAGAGUGGGAGCGGAGCCAACAGUGGCGGGGGUCGCCGCGAGCCCGCAUGAGGCAGCGCGGCUCCGUGCCCAGCGACCCCGACAACACGCCGCGCAAGGUCGGAAAAUCGCCUAGGACACCUUUAAACAAACGAAAGGAAAAUUCGCACCUACCAGCACCGACGAACCUCACCAAGUCGCGGUCGCACGAGAGUCAACUCGCCGUACGACCGGACGAAGUUGGACCGGACGUCAGCGACCCCUCCCUCGCGGAGGCCGCCCCCUCCCACCUGGAAGCUGUGGGCUCGCCGCCCGCCUCCCCCGCCGUGCCGCCCUCGCCGCGCGCGCGCCCGCCGCCGCCCGCGCCCGACCCGCCCCCGCACGAGCCCCCCGCCGCCGCCCGAGACGGCAGCCUCACCGUGAGUACUUGCCUCGAGCCCUCCUACAAGAACACACACAGAACACGCCUCCCCCAGCGUGCCGCCCGCGCCCGACCCGCCCCCGCACGAGCCCCCCGCCGCCGCCCGAGACGGCAGCCUCACCAACACGCCUCCCCCCGCGUGCCGCCCGCGCCCGACCCGCCCCCGCACGAGCCCCCCGCCGCCGCCCGAGACGGCAGCCUCACCGUGAGUACUUGCCUCGAGCCCUCCUACAAGAACACACACAGAACACGCCUCCCCCAGCGUGCCGCCCGCGCCCGACCCGCCCCCGCACGACCCCCAACCGCCGCCCGAGACGGCAGCCUCACCGUGAGUACUUGCCUCGAGCCCUCCUACAAGAACACACACAGAACACGCCUCCCCCAGCGUGCCGCCCGCGCCCGACCCGCCCCCGCACGAGCCCCCAACCGCCGCCCGAGACGGCAGCCUCACCAACACGCCUCCCCCAGCGUGCCGCCCGCGCCCGACCCCCGACUGAUCGUCGUGGUUUUACAACCAAAACUUUACUCGAGGUGGGCGGAACGCCCGCUAGACGCUAACGCCGACCACCAACUUUUACUCCAUGAACAAAAAACUUGCUUGCAUCCAGAUUUAAUUUUAUACAUUUUAGGGCUCACAGACUUGCACAUCACCGUAACAAAAUCAACAAACAAUAAUAUAAAAUAUACGUUAUCUUCUUUCCCACAGGGUUCACUACCGUACAGCGUGAUCGGCGCCACGCCUCGCUCCCCGCGCACCCCCGUAGGCCGCUGCAUGGCGCACGACAUCGCGCAUCGAUUCGCUAAGACUUUCAAUAUGAUCGCGACGUGCGAUUAUUGUGACAAGCAGAUGCUGUUCGGUUCGGGGCUGAAGUGUAAAGAGUGCAAGUUUAAAUGUCACAGAGAUUGCGAGCCUAAAGUACCUCCAUCGUGCGGCCUACCCGUCGAGCUAGUCCACGCCUUUAGAGACAAAGUUAGCUUCAAAGAGACUCCAUUCGGGCCUACUCCGCUGCUGCACCUGCUGGCGGCGGGCUCGGCCGGCUCGCCGGGCGCGUCGCGCGGCUCGCUGCUCGGCACCAUACAGCGCUCGCACCGCCACAAGGAGAGGAGGCAGAAACACCCGGGCGACGACCUAUCGAACUCUUCCUCGUGCAACAGUUCCACACCUUCGUCGCCAGCGCUAGUGGCGCCCUCUACCCCCCACCACCCCCCGCACGUGCUGCAGCCCGCGCAGCCGCACAAGCCGCAGUUCCACUUCCCAGAAGUGAAACCUCCCGUAUCGAGUCCAAACCACGUGACGCCGGCGCCGACGCCUGCUCGAAUCGUCGACUUCAGUUCCGAAGUGGAGGAGAUUGAACCUGAAGAAAUGGCGGAAACGAACGACGCGCUGCAGGACUCGCUCGACGCCAACAACCAGAACCAACCGGGGCCGUGGCCGAGACAAAAUAGUUUAUCAUUAAAAGAAUGGGACAUCCCGUACGACGAGCUGAUACUCCUGGACGUGAUCGGCAAGGGCCGCUUCGGUACCGUCUACCGCGGCUGCUGGCACGGCGCCGUCGCGGUCAAACUGUUACACGUUCAGGCGCUAUCUGACCACGCCAUACCUCUAGACACCUUCAAACAUGAGGUGGCAACAUUCCGUAAAACCCGGCACGAGAACCUCGUGCUAUUCAUGGGCGCGUGCAUGAAGCCGCCGCGACUCGCCAUCGUGACGUCACUGUGCGGCGGCAUGACGCUACACAUGCACAUCCACCUGCGGAAGGACAAGUUCAACCCCAACAAGAGUCUUAGUAUAGCGCAACAGAUAACGCAGGGUAUGGGAUAUCUGCACGCGCGCGGCAUCCUACACAAGGAUCUUCGGACGAAGAACAUAUUCGUCGAGAACGGGCGGGCCAUUAUCACAGAUUUUGGACUGUUCAGCGUCACCAAGCUGUGCUUCGGGAACAAUGCCCGCGGCGACAGCCUGGGCAUCCCGCCGGGCUGGCUGUGCUACCUGGCGCCCGAGCUCAUGCGCGCGCUGCGCCCGCACACCUCCCUGCACCUGCCCUUCAGCAAGCAGACCGACGUCUACGCGUUCGGAACUGUAUGGUAUGAGCUGCUCUGCCUCGAGUUCCCGUUCAAAGGGCAGCCGGCCGAGGCGAUCAUCUGGCAAGUCGGUAAGGGCGUCAAGCAGGCGCUCGGCAACAUGUCCUCCACUAAGGACGUCAAGGACAUGCUAAUGAGCUGCUGGGCGUACCAGCCGCCCUCGCGGCCCGACUUCGCGUCGCUGCUGGCCUCGUUCGAGAAGCUGCCGCGCAAGCGCCUGGCGCGCUCGCCCUCGCACCCCGUCAACAUGUCGCGCUCGGCCGAGGCCAUCUUCUGAGCCUGACGCGCUCGCACGCGCGCGCCCCGCGAGUGCGAGCGCCGGCGCCGCCACAAGCUCUGCCAGCUGACCACGUGAGCUGCCAUCACUCUCACGGUAGCGGCGAGAAGGGACUAUCUUAGUCGUAUAAAAUGCUUGUAACAAGUGUAUUUUCAUCACACUUGCUCGAAAAAGAUCUUAUUUAAUGCAGGUGUACUGAAGGACGAAGGCCUAUAUUGUUGCCGCGGGAGUCAUGGGUUCUGAAAAAAAAAUAGCUUUUUCUUUUAAUCCUGUCACUAAUUCAUACGAACCAUGUAAGUUUACAUUUAAAAUAAUGACGUUUAUAAUUUUAUAUUUUUGUUUAUGUUUAAAUUUAUUUAAUUCGAUUAACUUAACAGCCGUUUAAAAUAUUUUUACAUAAUUUCCAAUCGUGGCUGAAUGCCGAAUAGAUCUGUGCCUUCGAUACCUAACCUGUCAAGAAAAUACAAAAUGGCGGACGAAUGUUUGAUAUGUCACCAUAUUUAAGAAUUAUUUCGCUUAAAAUUUAGUUUUUUCCUCACAAGUGUGAUGAAAAACAUUGUGUGUAACUCCGGGGGUAAGAAUAUUGCAAACUCGGGUCUUUAAUUCCCUCCAGCCUGCAGCUGUCGGAAAUUACCACCCUCGUAUCCAAAGUUCACUUACCCCCCCUCGUUGCACAAUGUACUAUUGUCCCCGUUACACACAGAUCGGAAUAGGUGCAUUCAUAUAAAACAUUCCCUGUCCCCGCCUCAUGUAUGGCGGCGGUCACGUGGGACGGGGAUAAAUGAGAAUAUACCAACACCGACGCCAGAGUGAGUGAAGUAAAACAACAAGCAAAGUAAUAUGACGAAACAGAGUAAAAAGACAAGACUAAAAAAAAUCUUGUCUGAACCUCAUUUUUAUAACGUCGCAUCGUGCACAGGCAGACUUUCUGAUUUACUAACUAAUAAGGGGUUUUAAGCUAGUCUAUAUCUAAACAAAAGGGAUAUAGGUUAGGUAAAGAAAGACGAUACAUUUCAACUAGAUCAAAAUGAGUUUAUCUAUGUGUACAUUAGAAGUAAAAAAAAAGAUAUAAACAUUUAUGUAAACCAUGCAGACGAAACAAGGAUAUUUAAAUGUUUCCCUGUCUUACAAAGCGUUAAGACUUACUUGAAUUUGUAACUAUACCUAAUUAUAGUUUCAUUAAUUCAAUGUAAACGUAAUUCUUUCAACGCUUUAAUUCUUUAUUCGAAGAACUAAAGAAAAUAAUGGGUCAGAGUUGGGUAUCGAAGCUUUGAUCGAAUCGGUAAAAAUAGACGUGCAAAAUUAAACCUUAGGCAACAGAACGUGGGUGGUUUUUCAAAUAUCAGUAAAUAUAAAUGACAGUAACAGUAAUAUACACAACUUUGAUUGAGUUGUUAGCGUUUGAUUUCAAUGUAACAAAACGACUUAUCGUCAACUUACUGCAAUAAUGAAGUUUUUGACAGGUUGUACCCAAGAUAGAAAGGGUCAACGCUACUUGACGCUACUUAUAUUAGUAUAAGAAUUAUUAUAAUGUAUCUACGUUGAAAUAAUGUUAAUUUACUCAAAUCAAUGAGGUUGCAGUGAAACAUACAAUGUAGUCCUAGAGUCAUACCAAGAUAAGUUUGCAGAGAUUUUGACAGCCUAGAAAGUGUAGGCGUUAUUUUACAAGCUUUUAUUUACUUUCACCUGACCGUUGUCUGUUUGUAAUCAAAUCUUGCAAGUUAAAUUUGAUCCACUUCCCGGUUUCCGAUUGAGCUGAAAAUUUGCAUACAUAUGUAAGUCGGGUGACAAUGCAAUAUUAUGGUACCAUCGAGCUAAUCUGAUGAUGGAGACAAGAGGUGGACAUAAAAACUCUGUGAUAAAACAACGCAACCUAACUGUGUUUGGGGUUUUUAGAAUUGUCUCGAUGAGUAUUAGUUGCCUGUGGAAAGAAAAGUACAGUCAGCAGUUUGUACCAUAAAUGAAAUUUUUGCCAAAAACUUUUAAACAUCAUGAAACUUCUAUGAAAUUAUGACAUUUACUUAACACUUGCACAGGCUGGGCUAUCAAAAUCGCUGCCAACUUAGCUUGGUCUGACUCUAUAUUUUACAAUUUGACAAAGGAAGUGUUCUAAUGUAAAUAAUAUAUAUAUCUUCUUUAUCAUCCUGUAAAAUUGUUGGAUAGUUGCGGACCUCGUUGGUUAAACUUGUAAAGCCUUGAUCUCGUAAAUAGAGUAACGAGUAAAUUAUAUUUUCUUAUCAACCUGGACGUAGAUUUGUUGAACGUGUAAAUAUUGUACAGUGUUACUAGGUGUGUGGAUGACAUGCUGGGCUUUUACUUACACAUGAACUAUAUUUUAUAUCGGAGAUGCGGUAAAAAACGUGUAAAUAAAAUGGUACCAAAGAGAAUUUCAAAUAGAGGUGGAUUGUCGAAGAAAACUUUAUAGCCACAGUAAAUUUACUGCCAUCGUUUGACACAUAAAAUUUUUAGAACGCCAUUUGACUUUUAUCCUUAUUCUUUCUUUAAUAUAUGUUAAAUUUGUUAAAUAUCAAAAAGUGGCGCCAUCUUACCGGGCAUAGCAAAGGUUAUGGCGCCGUCGCUCGAAACCUUUGGCGCUAAUUUUUGAUAUUUAACACAUAUCUGUGAAAGAAUAAACAUCAAAGUCAAAUGGCGCUCUAAAAGUUUUACUCAUAUGUCGAAAGAUGGCAGUAAAUUUACUGUAGCUACAAAGUUUUCUUUGACAAUCCACCUCUAUUUAAAAUUCUCUUUGAUGGUACUUAUGCAUCAUAGGCGAUCGAACGAAAUCAAGAAAAUGUAAAGACAUGUCAGUUGAUAGAAUCAUACCUGGACAUGAUACAAAGGAUUGUAUAAGUGAAAGCCCUAGUGUUAAAAUUGUAUAAAUUAAUAUAAUGUUGAUGUUUAAAGUAUACAGAAUCUGUCGACCGCGAGUGUCCUUACACCUAUACAAGGUGUCGUGUAUAUUUCCAGGCAAAUAUUAUAAAGAAAUCUUGAGUUAUAAAGCCUAAUACAUUACAAUCUCACUAAUCCGGCACUGAUGCUGACACAAGAGAGACAGAUUACUGGAAGUUAGAGCAAAUCUGCAUAUUUUGAUAUGUUUUUUAGUAUGUUGUAGUGAUACAUUUUACUAAAAUACUAAAUUCAUGGAAAAUCUUACUGUUAUCUGGAACUUAACCAUUUAUAAAAAGAUUGAACUGCGAUAAUGUAAGUGCACAUAGUAAAUUAGGACAAUGAUCAUUAGUACCCAAAUUUCAGUGCUGGAUUACUGGGUAUACCGAACCAUCCACAAGUGCCAGAUUAUCAAGAUUUCACUGUAAUUGGAAACCUCUUAUCGGGGGGGGGGUUUGGCAUUCAAUAAAGUGUCAAGUAUGUGCGACGCUAUUUUUAUUUGUAAUAAAGCCAAGAAGCUAAUAUUUGGCAUGAAUAGCAUUGAUAGCAUUUGAUAACUUUAAAGUCAAUGGUAUAAAUACAGAUUUGUGUAGGUUUAAUAACCUAGGCUGCCAUACGCGUCACGGAUCCGACAAAGUAGACCUUUUUGUGGAGUGCCCCUCGGCAGUUUGAGGAAAUAUAUGCUUUAUGUAUUUUAUUCCUAUUUGUUCUCAUGGUUGGUACACACAUCGACUAUCUAUCAAAGCAUCUGUAAAUACUGUUCAAACUUAUUACUAAUAGUUUCUUAACUGUCAGGUUGUUUGAGAAUCUUAUGUAGUUGAUGAUGGGAAUGCAGGGCUUGGCAAACGUAAUUAAUGAUUUUAAAUGUUACAUCUCACUCUAUUGUUGAAGUUUAUAUGGCAAUAGUACACCACAAAUAUAUGAUUAUAUGAUGGCUGAGAAACGUGCAUGUAAAAUGUUAUAUGUUUGUUGAAAACAAAGUAUUAUGUAAAAAUGGGGUUAAUAUUUUAAAUUGAUAAAUUAAAUUAGUUACAUCAUGUUAAAAUCAAAUUGUUUAUUAGUUAUUUAAAAUAAUUAAGUAGUACUGUACUUAGUUUUCAUUUUCACAAAUUGAUUUAAAAAUCAAUGCAAUUUAAAUUGAAAUAUAACUUAUCUUUCUGGUAGGCAACUUUAUCUUAUCAUGCUUUUUAAAAUUUUGUGUCUUUAUAGUUCUUGUGAACCUAAAAUGAAACCCAAGAUUAAAGAACAUCGGAAGAGACCCAUUAAUUUCCUGUUAAACACACCUACUGAAAAUGUAUUUGGCCUACUUUCAUGUACAAAAAAAACAUUUAAAUUAUUUUUACUGUAAUAUUAACCUGGUUCUUACAUUAUCGAAAUAGUAUAGAAAUUGUAAUUACUUUUACUAAAUUUUAUUAAUAAUAUUAUGUAAUAAAAGAAAAUUAUUCUGGUCACUCCACUCCUAUUGAAGAAGUUAGUUGUAAAUGGGGGGGUGUUGCCACUUGAUGUGUAUAUAGGGGUGUGGCUUAACAUGUAUCAUAUAUUUAUUGAUAGUUGAGUGUGAGGCCGUAGGUUUACAUAAGUAAUGAGAUUUUGAAUGAAUAGGAUAGUCGCAUUUGCCAAAAUAAAUCUCCAUCACUGUU